AUGGUCAUUAAGAUCUCUAAUACUUUCACUAAAGCCACCUCCAUUCUCUCUUUAAUCCUCUAUUUUCUAUUAACAACAACAUUAAAUCCCCACUUGGUUUUAGCUGAUGAAGUUAUUGACGAAGAUGACCCAGAGUUUUACAUUCUUGACGAAACUCCCUCGAUUCUUUCAAACGUUACAAUUUCAUCCAAAACCAGGCUACUAGUUUCCCACUACAAGAAGAUCAAGAAAGGAGCAAGAUGUCACGUCGCGAGUUACAACAUUUGCAAUGGAGUAAAAGCCAACAACGGGAAGAGCCUCUUGCAUUGCUGCAAGAAGCAUUGUCGGAAUAUUCUUGGAGACAUGAAUAAUUGCGGUCGAUGCGGUCACAAGUGCGGUUUCGGGCAGCGAUGUUGUGGUGGCGUUUGCACUUACGUUAACUUUAACCCUAACCAUUGUGGGAAAUGCACGAGGAAGUGUAAGUCCGGGGUUAAAUGUGAGUAUGGAUAUUGUGGGUAUGCUUAA
Molecule: messenger RNA, 504 nt
Organism: Microthlaspi erraticum
Lineage: Eukaryota; Viridiplantae; Streptophyta; Magnoliopsida; Brassicales; Brassicaceae
Source: the annotation of a GenBank genome assembly